Molecule: messenger RNA, 2334 nt
Organism: Salvelinus sp. IW2-2015
Lineage: Eukaryota; Metazoa; Chordata; Actinopteri; Salmoniformes; Salmonidae
Product: formin-A-like
Source: RefSeq, a predicted model, not a curated record
CUCAUGCUUUAAUAUACCUACUUAUCACCUGCAUCCUGGAAAAACCUUAAUGUUGGCUAAUUUUGAUUUUGUUGACAUAAAUUGAAAGAAGCUCUUACUGUUCAUGUGCUGUGCAUGCUUCAUGAGUCGAGGACCAAUUUAAUGAUUCACAAUACCCUGUGAAUGUUUGAGGGGAUAUGAUGGAUCUACAAAAUUAACCAUAUUUAACAUUACUGGGAAAGUUUAAGGUUUUUCCAGGACGUUGAUGUUAUGUCAUUUCGGCAUCUACAAUUUGCAUGGUAAUAAUAUGCACUUUCCUCUGACUCUCCUUGUCCUGCUGGAUUGCUGCUGUGUCCUCAGUAACCUUUAUCCUCCUCUCACACAUACUAUAUGAUGAGGGUUCUCACCUCUAGAUACACUGUAAAAGUAUCCCAUGUGGUUGAUGAUGGGCAGAAGAGAUGACAGGUGCUCCAGGGAGCAGGGUCAGCCAGCCAUGUCCUUCUGGAGGUCUGAUAUGUUAGGAGGCAUUGUGACAGUAACACCUCCCAUGGUGAAACAGCUUAGCAUUACAGUAUGUGGAUACCCUAGGCUCUAUGGGAAUGAUGGGUAGUAGUGAGUCCCAUUGCCAUCCUUAGGAUAACAGAAAUGCUAAAAGUUGAUCUUUCAAAACACACAUUUAAACUCUUUUGUAAACAUUUUGGAAGUAUAGAUCAGAUUUUAGACAGCCAGCCUUUUAGACAUCGAGCCUUGAAAAAUAUAAUUCCUGAUAUAUAGCUACAUUUAGUCUGCCCUAAAACAGUAGAUGAACAAUCACAGACAUAAAGAAGUAACCCCAACCCUAGCAUAUUUCACACAUCCCCCAUCAGACCAAGGCCCUUUGGCUUCUGAAGCCUUAUGCACUUGAGCAUGAGCUAGACGGUCGGCGUGACAACCCAGAUGAUUUAUUAGAGGUUAGCAACUAAACCAAAGGUCGACGAGGCAGAUCAGCCAAUCAUUUCAAAGUGUCAAGCAUUCAGCCUCUGCUGAAUCAGACUGAAGACGAGACGUCCCACAGCAUUCCCACUAGCAGCCCAGGGGAUCUUAGCUCUUAGAUAUAGCUGCUCUCCAUGUCAAAGAAGACUUGAGGAGAGUAUGUAAAUAGGAUGUGGGAUAUUGUGUUAGUGUGUGUGUGUGCGCGCUUGUUCGUGUGUAUUUUUGUGUGGUGUGUGCGCGCAUGCAUGCGUGUGUGUGUGUGUACAUUAUGUGACUGUAAUUUACUCAUACUGUAUAACUGCUUCAACCCAUUACAGAUGUGUAACAUUCCUUACCUGAGCACCAGACUGGAUCUGCUGACGACUCUGAGAGAGCUUCCCAUAAGCAUGGAGGAUCUGCAGCCACUGAUUAACCAGAAGAUCAGGAUGUGCACGCAGUUAUACGGCUCCAGGURGUUCGUCUCCGUGCUGGAGUACCUGCUGUCCAUCGGCAAUUACCUCAAKGAGAACGCAGGGAAGGGAAAGGCCAAGGGAUUCCGCCUCUCCUCUUUAACUAAACUCUCCCAGCUCCAUGGGACAGACAGGAAGUUCACCUUGCUGCAUGCCCUUGUGGAGCAGAUCAUGUUGCACGAAGCCGGCUUGGCCACUUUUCCCCAAGAGUUGGCGGAAUUCGAAACUGUCCCUGGAGCUUCCAUUAAAGGUCUCACUGCUGAAGUGGAUGUCCUCAAGAAUGAGUUACAAAAGGUCAUUCAGUACAGGAAAACCUACAAGAGAAGAAACCAAGGCGAGCAAUACCCAAAGUUUUCCAAAGACCUGAAGAUGACAAUUGAGAAGUACAACACAGAUCUCUCCCUGCUGACAAAGAGGUUGAGAAUGAAGAAACUCUACACUGACAUAUUGGUUAAAUUCGGAGAGCCAAUGGAUCAAGAUUCUCAGGAGCUGUUUGGAUUGGUGUGCCAGUUUGUCAACGACUUCAAGAGGACACAUGCUGAAAUCAGAUAACAAUAUUUGCUGUCCUUGAGAUACUAUCUAUGUAAAUUCAGCCAGUCUGAAUAGAAUUGAGUUAUAAUUUGUGUACCACACAAGCUGUGCUAUUUCAGUAGUAACAAAACCCUGGCAUUCUACUGAGAAACAUAACUCACAGCUGUGACUAAUAUUGUGAUCAGGCGGCUAGACUUGAGUAUUGCAAUUUCAGUAGGAAAACAUUUUAGUGUAUAGUACUGCUGAAAUUAGAACAAGUCUACACUGAGUGUACAAAACAUGCUCUUACUAUGACAUAGACUUACCAGGUGAAUCCCAGGGGAAAGCUCUGAUCCUUUAUUGAUGUCACUUGUUAAAUCCACUUCAAUCAGUGUAGAUGAAAGGGAGGAGACAGGUUAAAGAA